CUCCAUCUUCUACCUCAUCAGCAAACCUUCUUCUCUUCUUCUUUUCUACCUUCUUCUGCUUCUUUGUCUCCAAAUCAAACAAUUUAUUUGAUUUCUCAAAAAUCUCCAAUCUUUCACAAAUGGGUGUCUUCCACAAACACAACCAGUCAUGUUCAGUAGCUGAAUCUCACAAAAGACUGCACAAAUUGUUCUUAAUAUGCAACUACAUUCUCUUAAGUGCAGCCUCCAGUUGCAUAUUCCUCACUCUCUCUCUCCGCUUGUUCCCAUCUCUCUGCGGCUUCUUCCUCAUUCUCCUCCACGCCUUCACCAUCAUAGGCGCCAUCUCCGGCUGCUCCGUAGCCACAUCUGAUACCUCGAGCAAGUUGUAUGCGGCUCACAUGGUGACCACGUCACUGACUGCAAUAUUUCAGGGCUCAGUAUCAGUGCUCAUUUUCACACAAACUGGUGACUUCUUAGGGUACUUGAAGUCUUAUGUCAGGCAAGAAGAUGGUGAAGUGAUACUGAAGUUGGCUGGUGGGCUCUGUGUGUUGAUCUUCUGCUUCUUGUGGGUUGCUUCAACUCUUGCUUUCUUGCUAAGGUACUAUGCUUUUGUUGAAGGAAAUGGUACUGGUAAUGCCACUGUUAGUACUGCUACAAAUGCUAGUGUUUACCAAGAAGAGGAGUUGAAGAAGAACUGGCCUUUGCACCUGCAAGUGGUUUAGAAUUGAUUAAUUUAUAAUCAAUUUAUUUUGUUUCCUAUAACUAAAUUGCUGUUUGAUUUAUUGUUAAUCAUAUGUUAUUUGAUUUGUAUUCUUUAUUCUUUGUUGAAAUGAAAAGGGUAUAUUAUAUUUCA
This is a messenger RNA of Ricinus communis (castor bean), 832 nucleotides long. RefSeq lists its product as uncharacterized. Lineage: Eukaryota; Viridiplantae; Streptophyta; Magnoliopsida; Malpighiales; Euphorbiaceae. The record is from RefSeq and is a predicted model, not a curated record. The transcript has a single exon. The coding region runs from base 120 to 701 and encodes 193 amino acids.